Molecule: messenger RNA, 1593 nt
Organism: Cercospora beticola
Lineage: Eukaryota; Fungi; Ascomycota; Dothideomycetes; Mycosphaerellales; Mycosphaerellaceae
Biological process (GO): transmembrane transport
Molecular function (GO): transmembrane transporter activity
Source: RefSeq, a predicted model, not a curated record
AUGGUUCAUCAUGGCGUGCAUCGCAACUGCACUUUUUCUCGGUAUCAUGAACUCUACAUUAUCCCAAUCCUACCAGUCAUGCUUGAAAAGCGGCUCCACGUCGACGAAUCGGAAACGCAGUCUGCUACGUCCCUUGUUCUCUCCGUCCACGCCUCUGUUGCAAUGGUGACGGGUCCAUUCGUCGGACACUUCGCAGAUUUGAUCCCCAGUCGGAAGCUCUCGCUACUCGUCGCCCUCGGAGUGCAGUUGGUCGGGACGAUCAUCAUCAUAGCAUCGUUGUCGGUGCCGGUCCUCGUCAUCGGACGAUCAAUCCAAGCCAUUGGUGGCAACGCAGCGUGGAUAGUCGGGUUAGCCACCCUGGCAGAGACUGUUGGGAAAGAGAAUACGGGCAAGGCUCUGGGGGCAGUCUCCUCGUUCUUUACUUCGGGCACUAUGUUCGGAUCGAUGACUUCUGGAUUCUUGCUACACUAUGUUGGAUACUGGGCUACAUGGGCCGUAGCGAUUGCUUCACUUACUGUUGACAUGGUCAUGCGGGCCGUCAUGAUUGAGAACAAGAAGGGAAGCGUCGAUCAACGUACAGCUCUCGACACCUCUCCGGGUGAUAUGGAAGCUGCACAGCCGAACAACGCUGCAGAAGAGGAAGUCAACGAGCGAAGGGCUCUCCUCAGAUCCAACGCUUCCUCCGACACAGAAUACCAAUCGUUCCUCAUGCCUCAAACGCCAAACGCCGGCGACAACGAUGACGACCGGAACUUGUUCAACUCCACUCAGAACUCCCGCCCCGACUUCCCCUCAUCGUCUCCUUCGUCACCUCCACCAAGACAAGCACCCAUUCCUUCCGCUCCACGCACCCCAGAAAAUCUCUACAGAUUCAUUCUUACCAAUCCUCGCGCCCUCACGGCGCUAGCAGCCCACGCCACUUCCGCCAUCAUAACCACCAGCAUCGACACUACGCUUCCUCUCCACGCUCAACGAACCUUCGACUGGAACUCCGCGCAGAUCAGUCUCAUGUUCCUCCUCCUACAGCUUCCAUCUUUGAUUCUGGCAACUUUCAUGGGAAUGCUCAAAGACCGAAUCGGUGCAAAACAUCUCACCAGCUUCGGCUUCCUAGCCCAAUCCGCAUCUCUUUGGGUUCUAGGUGCUGCAACACAGGAUAGUGAGGUCGGAGGAAUGGCGGAUGUGGUUUUUGGAAAAGAGACGAGAGAGAAGUACGCGGAGAAAAUCACUUUGGUGGCUUUGGUAGCGAUGGGAAUCUUCAGGGCGUUUACGAGUGGAAGUGCGCUUUUGGAAAUUACGAAUGUUAUGAAAUCUUUCCAGCCACCAAUUAUCAACCCUCCCGCUUCUUCAUCCUCACCUCCCGAAGCUGGUAAUACGGGCGAUAAGGCAACAACGAAGAAGCCCAACAACAAAAUGUCUUCUGCGUUUUCUGUCACGAACUUCACCUGGAACCUGGGCAUGCUCCUCGGACCCAUCAUUUCGGGUGUUUUGGUGGAGAAAGUGGGAUAUUACUAUAUGAACACGGGCAUAGGUGGGAUAUCCACUGUCGUUGGAAUAUUGUCUGGUGUUUUCAUGGGAGGAACGAAGCAAAAUUAG